This is a messenger RNA of Sinocyclocheilus anshuiensis, 4634 nucleotides long. Its product is annotated as aggrecan core protein-like. The record is from RefSeq and is a predicted model, not a curated record. Bases 66 to 4634 code for a protein of 1522 amino acids. Lineage: Eukaryota; Metazoa; Chordata; Actinopteri; Cypriniformes; Cyprinidae. Gene Ontology annotation, biological process: central nervous system development; positive regulation of neuroblast proliferation; skeletal system development. Gene Ontology annotation, molecular function: hyaluronic acid binding; calcium ion binding. Gene Ontology annotation, cellular component: perineuronal net; synapse. The transcript has 19 exons.
UGAAACGCAUCUGCAAUCAAGGACUAUAAGAGUUUCAGAGGGACACUGCAUCAUACAGGUGAACGAUGUUGUCCAUGCUUUUGCUAAGCAUGUGUUUCUGGGUCUUCUCAGCCACAGCGUCUUUCGAUUACGUUUACACUGAGCCUGAAAACACUCUGAGUGUCAGCAUACCCAAUGAGCUUCCUCUCCGGCCUCUGAUGGGUGACACAUUAGUUCUGCCCUGCUACUUCCAGGACGACACAGUCAAUGACCCUGGUGCCCCCACCAUUGCCCCUUUGUCUCACCGGAUCAAAUGGAGUCUGGUCACCAAGGAAAAGACCACAAACAUUUUAGCGGCAUCUGAAGUAGUAGUAAGCAUCGACAAAAAGUAUCUGGAUAGGAUCACCAUGGUUGGAUACCCUAUGACACCCACAGACGCCUCCAUUAAGGUCACUGAGCUCCAUUCCAAUGACUCGGGAGUGUACCGCUGUGAUGUCAUGAAUGGGAUAGAGGAUGGUCAUGAUAUUGUUGACGUUCAAGUUCAAGGUAUUGUUUUCCACUAUCGUGCAAUCACCACACGAUAUACCCUUACUUUUGAGAAGGCCAAGGCAGCCUGUAUUCAAAACAGUGCAGUGAUUGCUACUCCAAAGCAACUCCAAGCAGCAUAUGAUGAGGGAUUCCACCAGUGUGAUGCUGGCUGGCUUGCAGAUCAGACCGUCAGGUACCCUAUUCAUGAUCCUCGUGAGGCUUGCUAUGGAGACAAGUACCAAUUUCCAGGAGUGAGGACAUAUGGAGUAAGAGACGUGAAAGAGACGUAUGACGUGUACUGCUUUGCUGAGAAAAUGUCAGGAAAUGUGUUCCACACUACUUCCCCUAACAAAUUCACUUUUGAGGAGGCAGAAGCUGAGUGUACAAAGCUGGGUGCCAAGUUGUCCACCACAGGACAGCUGUACCUGGCAUGGAAGGGUGGUAUGGAUGUUUGUAAUGCAGGCUGGUUGGCAGACAGGAGUGUCCGCUACCCCAUCAACAUUGCCCGACCGCAGUGUGGGGGUGGCCUGCUGGGAGUGCGAACCGUCUAUCUGUUUCCCAAUCAGACUGGUUACCCUCUCUCAGACUCCCGCUAUGAUGCAUUUUGCUACUCUGAAAUGGGUGAGGAGGGUUCUGGCUUAUUGCCAUUUGACAUAGAGACGACCACAGAAGCCGGCAGCGGUGUCCUGAGCGUGGACACAAUCACAGAAAGCCCCCAGGUGUUUUUAAAGCCCACAUCCACAAUAAGUGAACUGAAGGGAGAAGUUGUAACAUAUAAGCCCUCAGUGACCACUAGUGUCGAGUUCCCAUAUACUGCACUAAAUAUUUCCCAGCUGCCCCUUUCACCCCCUCCCAGCUCUGCUGAGGUGGUUACGGACAUUGUGGAAGGGAUAACUGACAGGACUGAUCUUGGUUCUGAUUUAUCCCAUUUGAAUAAAACCGAAGCUGUCAUGCCUGCCACAGGGGUGGUCUUCCAUUAUCGUGCAAGCUCCGGUCGUUAUGUCUUUGACUUUGUCGAGGCUCAACUGGCAUGCCAGAGCAUCGGUGCAGUCAUUGCUAGUGCCCAGCAACUGCAGGCAGCCUAUGAGUCUGGUUACCAUCAAUGUGAUGCUGGCUGGCUGUUAGAUCAGACAGUCAGGUAUCCCAUUGUGUCUCCACGUGAGAAAUGCUCUGGUGAUUUGGAGCAUGUUCCUGGGGUGAGGUCUUAUGGACUGCGUUCUGCCAAUGAACACUAUGAUGUGUACUGCUAUGUGGACAAACUACGGGGGGAGGUGUUCCAUGCACGUUCAUUUGAAGGAUUCACUUACGAUGAGGCAGUGGCUUACUGCCAGGGCCAAAAUGCCUCCCUGGCCUCCACAGGAGAUCUGUAUGCUGCUUGGAAGCAGGGCUUUGGUAAGUGCCGUGCUGGCUGGCUUCUUGACCACAGUGUACGUUACUCCAUCAGUAACCCGUGGCAGCAGUGUGGUGGAGGGAAGGCUGGAGUUCACACAGUUUACAAGUUUCCCAACCAGACUGGCUCUCAUGACCUGCACUCCAAAUUUGAUGCAUACUGCAUCAUGGUGGAUCUGGAUCUGUCUCUGAAUGAAAGUGAACCAAAUAUGACGGUGACAGAGGAAAAGAUAGUGAGCGUGACAUCCCUCCCUGCUCUUCUCAAACCUGAAGGAACCACUCCUACUACUAUCCCUGCAGAACCCUCUGGAUCUGGCGCAUCUGGGGCCAGUGGCACUGAUGAUCCUUUGAGCAGUGGGAGCGGGGAUCAGUCGAGUGGAUCACCUGUUUCAAGUGGAGACUCUUCUGGGGCCAGUGGCACCGAUGAUCUGUUGAGCAGUGGGAGCGGGGAUCAGCUGAGUGGAUCACCUGUUUCAAGUGGAGACUCUUCUGGGGCCAGUGGCACCGAUGAUCUGUUGAGCAGUGGAAGCGGGGAUCAGCCGAGUGGGUCAUUUGUUUCGAGUGGAGACUCUUCUGGAGCCAGUGGCACUGGCGGUCUGUUGGGCAGUGGGAGCGGUGAUCAGCCGAUUGGGUCAUUUGUGUCAAUUGGAGACUCCUCUGGGGCCAGUGGUAGUGGGGAUCUGCCAAGUGGAUCUGGAGGCUCAUCAGGAUCUGGCAGUGGCUCAGAUAUCCAAGUGACCUUUUUAGGAAGUGACUCUGUUUUAUCAGGAGUUGAAUCAGCUUCAAGACGACCUAAGGAGGCUGGAGAGGCAGGCACAGAGAUCCUCACCUUCCCCCUUGGCCAGGGCUCAGGCCUCUUCGGACUGGACACCUCUGGAUCGGGAUCAGGGAGUUGGUCAGGGUAUAGCUUUGAAGAGAGUGGCUCUACCUCAGACUUUUCCAGCAGCUCAGAAGAAAGCGACGAGAGUGGAGACCUUUCUGGCAUCUCUUCAGGAUCAGGUUCCAGUGAGGAAUCCUCAGGAUUCAAUGGUUUUCCAUCAGGAUUUUUUCCCUCUGGAGGAUCCAGUGGCAUUUCAUUCAUCGAUGGCAGUGGUGUCAUGGUGGAUAGCUCAUGGUUGAAGGUGUCCACUGCUCCACAUUUAAUAGAACAAGAGCUGGGUGGAAGCCAUUUGGAUUUUAGCAGAUCAGGACAUAUCUCAGAGUCUGGGGUGAGCGGUGAUAUCUCUGGGAUGAGUGGUGAUAUAUCUGGAGAUAGUGGUGUUCACAGUAGCUCUGGGAGUGGUUUAGAGUUUUCUGGUCUGACAUUUUUGGGGUCGGGCUUCAUUGAUCUCAAAGAACAAUCUCGUGAGCAGGAAGCUUCUGGACUUUUGCUGUUUGGGUCUGGUGAGGGAAGUGGAUUUACAUCUGGAGGCUAUGCCACUGAAUCAGGAGAAAGAUCAGGGGAAUCAGCUAGCGGUGAGAUCAUCUUCUUCACUAAUAAUGGCAUGGUGGAAAUGUCCAACAAGCCCUUCCAAAGCAUGGAGCUAGGAAGGGGGGAGGUGGAGUACAGUGACACUGUCAGGGUGUCCUCAGGGAGUGGAGACGACCAAAGUGCCUAUGGUAGUGGACAAGAACACGAAUGGAUCCCAGUUACUGAAGAUACGCCAAAAGUGAACUCCAGUGAUGCUCCUUCAGCUGUACUAUCUGCUCAAGGGCCAUCUGGCCUCUACAGUGAUGCUGCAGGACCUCCAGUGCUUUAUUCAGAACCAGAGGGGACCACGAGUAAACUUGAAACUGUUACUUCUGCAGUUUUGUCUUCUACCACAGAACCUAUUUCUUUACAGAGCCCUUCUGUCACAGAAGGACUUGCUGUGAAUGCUUCUCUUAACCCAUGUGAACCAAACCCUUGUGGAGCUGGGGUGUGUUCAGUGAAGGAUGGGGUGGGCGUGUGUUACUGCCCACCUGGACUGCAUGGAGAAGAGUGCCAGUUUGAGGUUGAUGUUUGCCAUUCAAAUCCUUGUGCCAAUGGAGCCACCUGUGUGGAGGUGGAGGACACUUUCGAAUGCUUAUGUCUGCCCAGCUACGAAGGAGACCGCUGUGAGAUUGAUGUGCACAGCUGUGAGGAGGGCUGGACUAAGUUUCAGGGCAACUGUUACUUGCAUUUCUCGACGAGAGAGACCUGGUUGGAUGCUGAGCAGCGCUGUCGAGAUUUAAACGCUCACCUGGUGAGCAUUAUCACUCCAGAGGAGCAAGCCUUCAUCAACGCAUAUGCACAAGACUAUCAGUGGAUUGGACUGAAUGAUAAAAUGGUGGAAAAUGACUUCCGCUGGUCAGAUGGGACCUCACUGCAAUAUGAGAACUGGAGGCCUAACCAACCCGACAAUUAUUUUAACUCUGGUGAAGACUGUGUCGUAAUGAUCUGGCAUGAAAAUGGCCAAUGGAAUGACGUGCCAUGCAACUACCACUUACCUUUCACAUGCAAAACAGGUCCAGUGACAUGUGACCAACCUCCUAAAGUGGAGAAUGCCAGGAUGUUUGGAAACAAGAAGAAUCGCUACCAGGUGAAUUCUAUAAUCAGAUACCAGUGCAGUGAAAACUUCACACAGCGCCACCUACCUGUGAUCCGCUGCAUGGCAGAUGGACAGUGGGAGAAGACGCAAGUGCGAUGCAUAGCCAAGGACAAAUCUGGACUGCAAAAGGAAUCUUCUGUUCAUCACUCUCAUAAAUCUAUUGCAACAACAUUGGAGAAACAUCUCUAA